Messenger RNA from Penicillium lagena, 450 nucleotides. RefSeq lists its product as uncharacterized. NCBI's taxonomy places the organism in Eukaryota, Fungi, Ascomycota, Eurotiomycetes, Eurotiales, Aspergillaceae. The transcript has a single exon. The coding region runs from base 1 to 450 and encodes 149 amino acids. The record is from RefSeq and is a predicted model, not a curated record.
AUGCCAUCAUUCAAGCAUCUUCUGUUCAUAGCCCUCUCCCUCGCGGCCACUACAACGGCAGCCAGUUGCCCCGCGAACUGGAACAGUUGGGACGGCCAAUGCUGCCCUGGCGGCCUGGUCGCUUUGGGCCCCGAUAAAUAUUGCUGCGUUGAGAGCACGAAUUCCAACAUGAAAGCCAGAAAUGUUUUACCAAGGAGUAUGCCAAGCGGGGGUAAUUCCGACGGUUGCUUCACAAAGAUCCCCUUCACUGCGAGCGAUUAUUCAGAGCAGGUUUCUUCGGCAUCAUCGAAGCUUGCAGCAGGUGCUACCACAACUCCAGCGACCAACGAGGCGACUCCUACAAGCUCGGGUUCUGCAGCUGCCACCACCAAUGCGGCCAUGCCGAUUGCCACAGCUCAAGAAAUGGUGAUAGGCGGUGCUGCAGUCCUUGCUGGUCUUUUCGUACUGUGA